AUGGCGAAGUCGACUUCGUUGACCAUUUUACAUGCGUUCAACGUAUGGGCCGCCAUCCAUUUGUUCGCAGAAAACGUCGGCUGGAUCUAUAUGGUAGAUGGCCCAUCCAUGGUCCCCACAAUGGGUGUAUCGGGAGAGAUGGUGAUCGAGAACAGAAUGAUUACGCCCAAACAUCUGUCCCGGGGCGACCUCGUCACCUUCACGUCACCCAUAGAUCCGGGGAGGGUUGUCUGCAAGCGUGUAAUUGGCUUACCCGGGGAUGUAAUAUGUGUCGAUCCCACAGGGGAGUACGCUCCUUCAACGGAGCAUGUUGUGAUUCCUAAGAACCACCUUUGGUUGAGCGGAGACAAUGCUCCCAUGUCAAGAGACUCGAGAUUGUACGGACCUGUACCUAUGCCAUUGGUCAAGGGAAAAUUAUUUGCCCGGGUCUACCCAUUUCGAGAUGCUACUAUCUUCCGCAGUAAUUUCCAUUACAUUGACUGA
Molecule: messenger RNA, 483 nt
Organism: Sparassis crispa
Lineage: Eukaryota; Fungi; Basidiomycota; Agaricomycetes; Polyporales; Sparassidaceae
Product: Mitochondrial inner membrane protease subunit 1
Exons: 4
Coding region: 1-483 (160 amino acids)
Cellular component (GO): mitochondrial inner membrane peptidase complex; membrane
Molecular function (GO): serine-type endopeptidase activity
Source: RefSeq, a predicted model, not a curated record